AUGGACAGACCCACAGAAGCUCCCCACAGUGGAGGUAGCCCCUGGAAGGGGCUCCUGAUCACAGCCUCCAUCCUCAGCUGCUGGAUCCAGCCAAUGUCUGCUCAAGGUGCUCCUGUCACUGUGGUGCCAAGUCCUCCCUAUGGGACAGUGGGCAUCAGUGUCACCUUCAACAUCCAGAGCUUCUCAGAGCAGGCUCUUGUCUAUGUUUGGUACAGACGGACAACAGACAACUCCACCAGGAUUGCUAGCUACCAUGUCUCUUCUGGAGUGCAGAGACCAGCAGAUAUCCGGGAGAAGGUCUUCUCCAAUGGCUCCCUGCUCAUCCCCAACCUUACCCUCAGUGACACUGACCUCUACAUUGUAACCAUUGUUGAUUCUACAGGCCUGAUAGCUGCAAAUGCUAGAGGACAAUUAUGGGUAUAUGAAAAACCAGCCAAACCUAACAUCACUGCCAGCAGUACCGACAUCAUAGAGAAUGGCACUGUGGUCUUCACAUGUAGCCCAGAAAAUGAGGGGAUGAACAUUUUGUGGUUCCACAAUUACCAGCGCCUGUCACCCAAUGAGAGGAGACAUAUGUCUGAGAAUAAGCAGACCCUCACCAUCAAAAGUGUGAAGAGAGAGGAUGCUGGCUCCUAUCAGUGUGAAGUCUGCAAUCUAGCUGGUGCCACCAGAAGUGACUCCCUCACCCUGACUGUGAAUUAUGGACCUGACCACAUUGUGAUUCUUCCAAGCCCUGAGAGUGGGGAGAUUGAGGUCAGAUUCAAAGACCCACUCAUCUUAGUGUGCCACAUUGAGUCUUACCCACAUGCCCUGUAUGGAUGGCAAGUCAAUGGCACCAUGAACUCUGACUCCUUUGGUAACACCUACAUCAUUAAAACUGUGUCUUGGAAAGACUCUGGAACAUACACCUGUUUGGCAAAGAAUGAUGUGACCAAGUUAUCAAUCUCUAAAGACAUCACAAUCAAGGUGGUUGGGACAGUGGGAGGGAUCUGUGCAGGGGAGGGGCACCCUGAGAGAGCCAGGAAACCACAGCAGCAGUUGCAAGGAGAAGAAAGAGAAGGAAAAGGGGAGGGAGGAGAAAGUCAGAGGAGGCAGAACAGACACAGCUCUAGGCUGCAGGCAGGGACAGCCUUGGUCUGGAGCCCAGCAGGGACACUUCCAAGGGCUGCUCUUGGGCAAGGCAAGACACAUCUCAAGAAGGGAAGGCAGAGAUUCCUGGCAAGGACAGAGGUGGUCACACACAGUGGGCAGCACAGACUGAUGGACAGCCCCUGGAAGAGGCUCCUGAUCACAGCCUCCAUCCUCAGCUGCUGGAUCCAGGCAUCGUCUGAUCAAGGUGAUCCUGUCACUGUUGUGGCAAGUCCUCCCAAUGGGACAGUGGGCGGCAGAGUUAUCUUGCACAUCUGGGGGUUCUCAGGGGAGGCUGUCAACUAUAAUUGGUACAGAAAGACAACAGAGAACUCCAACAGGAUCACUACCUACACUGUCUCUUCUGGAGAGCAGAGACCAGCAGAUAUCAGGGAGAAGGUGUUCUCCAAUGGCUCCCUGCUCAUCCCUGACCUCACCCUCAGUGACACUGGCUUCUACAUUGUAGCUAUUGUUUCCAACAGUGGCACGGUAUUAGCAGGAGGAGAACAAUUCACAGUGUAUGGUAAGUGCUCCAAACCUAACAUCACUGCCAGCAGUACCAACAUCAUAGAGAAUGGCACUGUGGUGUUUACAUGUAGCCCAGAAAAUGAGGGGAUGAACAUUCUGUUCUUCAAUAACCAGCCCCUGUCACUCAAUGAGAGGAGACAUUUGUCUAAGAAUAACCAGACCCUCACCAUCAAGAGUGUGAAGAGGGAGGAUGCUGGGUCCUAUCAAUGUGAAAUCUGGAAGCUAAUCUGUGCCCAUACGAGUGACUCCCUCACCCUGACUGUGAACUAUGGACCAGACCACAUUGUGAUUCUUCCAAGCCCUGAGAGUAGGGAGAUUGAGAUCAGAUUCAAAUAUCUACUGAUCUUAGCAUGUCAUGUUGAGUCUUACCCACCUGCCCUGUAUGAAUGGCAAGGCAAUAGCACCAUGAACUCUGACUUCCUUGGUAACACCUAUGUCAUUAAAAGUGUAUCUUGGGAAGAUUCUGGAAAGUAUGCCUGAUUGGCAAAGAACGAUGUGACCAACUUAACAAUUUCUAAGGAUGUCACAAUCAGGGUGGUCGACACAUCUCCAGGAAAAGGUUAUGGCUCCUCACUCUCUGGAGGGGCCAUUGCUGUCAUUGUGAUUGGAGUCCUAGUUGGACAGGCUCUCAUCCAGACCCUCCUCUAUUUCCUGCUCUUCAGGAAGACUGGAAGGGCCAGCAAACACCACCUUUCAGAGAAGAACCAUUCAGCACACAAACGUGGUGAGGAUGCCACCAUGAAUGAAAAUAGUGUUUGUCCCAAAGGCUCAGCUCUGCCUGCACAGGGCCUGGGCUCCUCCCCUGCUUUUCCUGAACUCCCAUCUGAGAGCCCUUAUCAGGCACUGAAUAUCAUCACAGCAGAUGUUUAUGACAAGAUUGAGCCCUUGAAGAACCCUCAAGCCUAAGGAAGAGAAGAAAGUCCCUAGGGAUGUUGGGACAGCCUUUCUAUUCCCCUUUGUAAAGGAGGUUUCAGAGGCAUCUCUCAGGGGAGAAAGUUGAGACAUCUGGAUCAAUGUAAAAAUGCAGCUGGGGGAGAAAUAAAAAGGCUGGAUUUGGGAAGAGGGAAUACUUCCAGGGCCCCAGGGACACCCAGAUCUCUUAGAGAAAGUUAAGAGGAAUGAAAGUAGCUAGAGCUCAGUGUGCCUGAGCUGCUUAGAAGCCAAGGCACCCUGUGGAAUGUUUAGGUACAUAAUCUGUUUCUCCCCAAGUGCUUCAAUGUGUUGAAUCUUCCAUAUUUUUCUGUCUUUCUUAUCCAAGUUUAAGGGCCAAAGUUUGAUAUAUAGAACAUUCAUUGGGUGACUCGCCUAAAUAUUGGGGUCCUGGAAAUAUGAGGCAACUUUAAGUUCACCCUCCCCUAGAUAUUUCUCCCAGGCCAAUAAGAAAGGAGCCUUACAGCUAUAAUUCACAGAAGGAUCAGAUUUUAUUACUUGGGAAUUAAUUAAACAACAAAGAUGAAACUAAUAAAAACCAAAGUCAAGGA
Molecule: messenger RNA, 3137 nt
Organism: Dromiciops gliroides (monito del monte)
Lineage: Eukaryota; Metazoa; Chordata; Mammalia; Microbiotheria; Microbiotheriidae
Product: netrin receptor unc-40-like
Source: RefSeq, a predicted model, not a curated record